Molecule: messenger RNA, 1725 nt
Organism: Lolium rigidum
Lineage: Eukaryota; Viridiplantae; Streptophyta; Magnoliopsida; Poales; Poaceae
Product: subtilisin-like protease 4
Exons: 1
Coding region: 16-1566 (516 amino acids)
Biological process (GO): proteolysis
Molecular function (GO): serine-type endopeptidase activity
Source: RefSeq, a predicted model, not a curated record
GGCACCGCCUCGGGCAUGGCCCCGCACGCGCACCUCGCCGUCUACAAGGUCUGCUCCCGCAGCCGCUGCUCCAUCAUGGACAUCAUCGCGGGGCUCGACGCCGCCGUCAAGGACGGCGUCGACGUGCUCUCCUUCUCCAUCGGCGCCUCCUCCGGCACGCAGUUCAACUACGACCCCAUCGCCAUCGCCGCCUUCAAGGCCAUGGAGCGCGGCAUCGUCGUCAGCUGCGCGGCCGGCAACGCCGGCCCGGACCCCGGCUCCGUCGGCAACGGCGCGCCAUGGAUGCUCACCGUCGCCGCCGGCACCAUCGACCGCGCGAUACGCACCACCGUCACGCUCGGAACCGGCGACGAGUUCGACGGCGAGUCGCUGUUCCAGCCCGGGAACAACUCCGCCGCCGCGCCGCUCCCGCUCGUCUACCCCGGCGCCGACGGCUCCGAGACCAGCCGCGACUGCAGCGUGCUGCGCGGCGCCGAGGUGGGCGGCAAGGUCGUGCUCUGCGAGAGCAGGGGCCUCAGCGGCCGCAUCGAGGCCGGCCAGACCGUGGCCGCGUACGGCGGACUCGGCAUCAUCGUCAUGAACAGGGCAGCCGAAGGCUACACCACCUUCGCCGACCCGCACGUCCUCCCGGCCUCGCACGUCAGCUACGACGCCGGGACCAAGAUCGCCGCCUACGCCAACUCCACCGCCAGCCCGACGGCGAGCAUCGCGUUCAAGGGCACCGUCAUGGGCGCGUCCCCCGCGCCGGCCGUCACCUUCUUCUCGUCCCGGGGUCCCAGCAGGGCCAGCCCGGGCAUCCUCAAGCCGGACAUCACAGGCCCCGGCAUGAACAUCCUCGCGGCGUGGGCGCCCAGCGAGUCGCACACCGAGUUCUCCGACGGCGGCGUCGGCCUCUCCUUCUUCGUCGAGUCCGGCACCUCCAUGUCCACGCCGCACCUCAGCGGCAUCGCCGCGCUCCUCAAGGGCCUGCACCCGGACUGGUCCCCCGCGGCGAUCAAGUCGGCCAUCAUGACCACGUCGGACGCCGUGGACCGCACCGGCGUGCCGCUCAAGGACGAGCAGUACCGCCACGCCACCUUCUACGCCAUGGGGGCCGGGUACGUCAACCCCGAGCUCGCCGUCGACCCCGGCCUGGUCUACGACCUCCAAGCCGACGACUACCUCCCCUACCUCUGCGGCCUCGGCCUCGGCGACGACGGCGUCACGGAGAUCGCUCACCGCCCCGUCACCUGCGCCAGCCUCAAGGCCACCACCGAAGCGGACCUCAACUACCCGUCCCUCGUCGUCAACCUGCUGGCCCAGCCUAUCACGGUCAACCGCACGGUCACCAACGUCGGGAAACCGGGCUCCAUCUACACCGCCGUCGUCGACAUGCCAGGAGACGUGUCGGUGACGGUGCAGCCGCCGAUGCUGCGCUUCACGGAGCUCAACGAGAAGCAGAGCUUCACGGUGACGGUGCGGUGGGCGGGACAGCCCAACGUCGCCGGCGCCGAGGGCAACCUCAAGUGGGUCUCCGAGGAUCACAUCGUGAGGAGCCCCAUUGUCGUUCCAGCCAAGGCCGCGUAGCCUAAUUUUGUCUCCCUUUGUAUAGCUAGCUAGCAUCAGUCUCUCAGGCGCUACUGCGCUUCCAUGCGAACCGGAGAAAUUCCCCACCUAUGUUCUUCCUUCCCAGAAUGUACUCAAUCUCAGAGGCAGCAAUUUUGUUCUGUAAAUAGCGCGAAUCAA